CCCCUCGGCCUCCUUCUCCUCAAAUCUCUCGCAACCACACUUCGGCCUGUGCUUCAGGGAACUUGGAACUUGAAGGCCGUGAGAAAGGGCUAAGACUUCGGUUCUUCGCUGAUUCAACUACUCCGAUUUGGUCAUUUGAUAUGAUUUUGCUGAGCAUCUGACGCAUUUUUCUCAUUGGUGUCACCCACCCACUAUUUUGAUUUUUGAAUCGAUGGCUGCCUUCUGUCUGCCACUGGGCACCCACUAAGCACUAAAGGGUCUUUCUUCCAGAAUUGUUAAAACAACCAGUACAAUCUCGAUGCAGAAAACAUCUUGAAGAAGAAAAAGUAAGCAAACCACCCAAAUGGUCAUGGAGGGUCUUUCUUCCAGAAUUACUAAGACAACGGGUACAACCUUUAAUGCCGAAAACAUCUUGAAGAAGAAGAGGCAAGCAAUCAUGCUCAUGCUUUCCAGUUGGCAAUGCCAAAUUCAUGAAAACCGUGAUGAAAUUGCUUUCUUUCUCUCUAUUUAUGUAAGAGGUCUCUCCCUUUCUUCGUGGUGAUACUCCAUUGGUUACAUUACCCUUUAUAAUCCAAGACUUGGAACCCUAAUAUUCACAAUCUCUCUUAUCAGAAACAAUUGAAUCGACUAUAGAUCUCUCGCAAGUUUUGAUCAUCUUAACCGAUUGAAGUGACUGGAAAUCUCUCGCAAGGAUUUGAAGAAAGAAAAUUUUCUGUUGUACAAGAUGAAGAAGCAAGGUUCGGCUCAAAUCUCCAUGGCUCAGAUUCUGGGGUGUUUUCUAAUAGUUUCUUAGGUGGUCGCCUGUGAAGGCUUCGACUGAGAGGCUAUGAGGGCAGCACAAAAAAGGGAUCAAGUUGUAAACCUUUCCGAACAACCUCCUGCGCGAUUCAACAACUACGCGGGUUGUGUUAAUCUCGGCAAAAAUAAUUCCAAAGCCCACUUUUAUUGGUUUUUUGAGGCACAAGUCGGAGCAGCUCAAAAGCCACUUGUGGUGUGGCUCAAUGGAGGACCUGGCUGCUCCUCUGUAGCAGAAGGAGCUGCCCAAGAAAUAGGUCCAUUUCUUCUUGAAGGACCUCAGUUUGUACUCAAUCCGUUCUCAUGGAAUAAAGCUGCAAAUAUGCAGUUCUUGGAGACACCGGUGGGUGUGGGCUUCUCCUACAGCAACAAUUCGAAAGAUUAUGAGCAAGUCAGGGACCAAAUUGCCGCGAAAGACAAUUUGGGUUUCUUGGUGAAUUGGUACAGAAGAUUUCCCAACUACAAACCAAAUGAGCUCUACAUUUCCGGUGAAAGCUAUGUUGGUAAAUAUAAUUAACCUCCUUAGUUUUACUUUCAUGAUCGGAGGUUGUCAACGCAAGUUCAACACUUGCUCCGCCUUUUGUGCAGCCAUCGGAACCUCUCGGUCUAUGGCUGCCGGAUUCUCAUUAGUUAUAAGCUUAUUGAUAUGUAUGUAAAAAAAAAAAAAGCCUUGAAAGCUAUUGAAGGAAACUUUGAACCUUCUUAGAAACUUAUUUUCAAGUGCAGUCAUGUUCCUGCUAUGUAUUAAUUUGUUCAUUUCAAUGCAAUUGCAAUUCAAUCAA
Molecule: messenger RNA, 1577 nt
Organism: Tripterygium wilfordii
Lineage: Eukaryota; Viridiplantae; Streptophyta; Magnoliopsida; Celastrales; Celastraceae
Product: serine carboxypeptidase-like 35
Exons: 5
Coding region: 827-1312 (161 amino acids)
Biological process (GO): proteolysis
Cellular component (GO): vacuole
Molecular function (GO): serine-type carboxypeptidase activity
Source: RefSeq, a predicted model, not a curated record